AGAUAGGCUUCACUUUCAUUCUUUUAAUAUAAUUGUCCUCUCAUUGAGGAAUUGAAUUAUUUAGUGUCAAUAACCAAAGUAUUCAUAAGUUUCCUAAAAAUGUAUAAAGUUCAAAAGUUCAAAAACUAAAUAAUUCCGAUGGAUCGAAAAUCUGAUCAAGCCGUAGUUUACAAAACCUUUCGUCCCGUCAACUCACCCGAGACGGAAGAUGAUACUAGAAACCGAAACAGCAUUUACUACGACCAUUUACUAACCGAAGCGCUAAGCUCUGUCCCAAACAUAACUGUUUCUAUUGCACCAGUAACCACUCCCCCAAUUUCCGCAUCUCAACCUGGCUCAAUUACUGAUCAAAGCUGGGUGAAUUCCGUCUCCUUCGACAUAUUUCAAACGGACGGUGACCGUGUCCUGAAUGGGCCUCGGGUAUUAAACGCCGUUGCCACAACGGCGAACGAGGCUAACAAAUCUGAACCGAUUUUACGCAAAAUUGUUUUUACCCGGGAUGGCGUGCAAGUCCUCAAGUGCGAAUAUCGGUGCAGUUUAAGAUACGGGUUUCCAGAGUUCCGCUUUUCCUCACCAAGCAGCAGUAUCUCACCUGUUAAUUGGACCAGUGAAGCCCCCCUUGCCCCAGGAAUGUUGGGAUUUGUUUGUUCCUUUCUCUGCCCUUGUUUCUGCCUCUGCUUUCCCACAGCGACCACGGUCCUGCAGAAUAAAAAAGGACAAGAAAAACUUCUCCUUGGGGAGGAAUGGAUAGUCGUUGCCAGAAAGAUAAACAUUUUUCGACCUGCCAGCAAGACCAGUCCAAAGACGAAGGUGGGUCACAUACACACGUCAGAAUUUAGGAAAAACCAAAAACUCACGAUAACAUUUGACGAUGGGGCUGACUCAAUGAACGAGAGACUUCUCAUAAUCGGUGUUGCGGUCGGAUUGCUUGACAAACAAUACAUGGUUAAACUUAUGGCAUAGAAAUAUCAGAAGAAAUCGCAACUGGAAUAAGCAAACAGUACUUUUCAUAAACAUUUAUAUAAAUAUGUAUGUAAAUAUGGUAAGGGAUGAUUUUUUGUAAAGUAAAUUUUUGGAUUCAACUCGGGAUUUUAAACUUAAAAUUUA
Molecule: messenger RNA, 1107 nt
Organism: Folsomia candida
Lineage: Eukaryota; Metazoa; Arthropoda; Collembola; Entomobryomorpha; Isotomidae
Exons: 6
Coding region: 139-963 (274 amino acids)
Source: RefSeq, a predicted model, not a curated record